Homarus americanus (American lobster) is the source of this 3715-nucleotide messenger RNA. RefSeq names its product ubiquitin-conjugating enzyme E2 Q2-like. The coding region runs from base 122 to 1258 and encodes 378 amino acids. Lineage: Eukaryota; Metazoa; Arthropoda; Malacostraca; Decapoda; Nephropidae. Gene Ontology annotation, molecular function: ubiquitin conjugating enzyme activity. Gene Ontology annotation, biological process: protein polyubiquitination. Gene Ontology annotation, cellular component: nucleus. The transcript is spliced from 9 exons. The record is from RefSeq and is a predicted model, not a curated record.
UCUCGUCGGGAAAGAGAGCGACAACUCGCGCCGAGCUGUCAUCUACCCCAGUUGUAUUUUUUUUUCGUAGUUCUUCCACAUUUCACUUCCAUGCCAGGAAUAAGAUCCUAUUGAGAUUAUCAUGGCGUGUUUAAACACCCUCAAGCAGGAAAUACGGGUAUUGGAGAACGCUUUUCCCAAAACAGACGAGCUGUUCCAAGUGGUGGCGGCCAGUGUUGACGAAUUAACCUGUCGAUUUAUUUCCAAAACGGGCAAGAAAUAUGACAUUCACGCCAAUAUCACAGAAACUUACCCACACUCCCCUCCAGUCUGGUUUGCAGAGACUGAAGACACAAAUGUUACCAAUGCUAUUGAGCGACUCAGUAACACCAGCGGUAGAGAUAAUCACGUGUUACAGCAGGUGAAGCUGCUUCUGCGGGAGUUAUGUGCAGCAUAUGGAAUGGAGGAACCACCCGACCUGGAAGAGAGACUGGAUUUAGUUUCAGUUCCGCAGGUCAUCAACGGCAGUGACGUUAUUGACCAUCAUGAAGAAUAUGAAGACUCAGAGAUGGAAGAAGAGGAAGAAGACAUGGAAGAAGAUAUCCAUUUAGAAAUGGAGGACAAUUCUUCAUCACAUGCUGCUCAGAAAGAUGAAGGCAUUGACCCAGGCAACCUAGCCACUCUGGACCGGUUGAAGGCAAACCAGCGGCAAGAUUAUCUCCGGGGGUCUAUAUCUGGUAGUGUGCAGGCUACUGACCGCCUCAUGAAGGAGCUCAGGGACAUUUACCGCUCAGAUAGCUUCAAGAAAGGAGUGUACAGCGUGGAAUUAGUAAACGACAGUCUUUAUGAAUGGAAUGUGAAGCUUCUGAUAGUGGACUCAGAUUCACCACUCCACAAUGACAUGGUGCUGCUCAAGGAGAAAGAAGGGACAGAUCACAUUCUCUUCAACUUCCAUUUCAAGGAGAUGUAUCCUUUUGAGCCACCAUUUGUACGUGUUGUCCACCCAGUCAUCAGUGGGGGAUACGUGCUGGUUGGUGGUGCCAUCUGUAUGGAACUUCUCACAAAACAGGGCUGGAGCUCAGCGUAUACCAUUGAGGCUGUGAUCAUGCAGAUUGCGGCAACACUGGUUAAGGGUAAAGCAAGAAUCCAGUUUGGGGCAAAUAAAGCAGGCAAAGUUAGUGGUCAGUACAGUUUGGCCCGGGCACAGCAGUCAUUCAAGUCACUUGUACAGAUUCAUGAAAAAAAUGGAUGGUUCACACCACCAAAAGAGGAUGGGUAAGUGAGAUGGAAGAAUAGUUGGUGUCCCUUUACCCUUGUUCCCCAUCCUGUCCACCCCUACCCUAACCCAUCCCCUCAUCCCACUCUGGCUGUUUAGCAGCCUCUUCCACCACCUCCACCUCUUUUUGACUUCAUCUCCACUUCCUCAUGGUAACUCGUCUUCGCAUCAACACCUGGAAGCUGAGGUCCUGUUUUCUCAACACGCAAUGCGACAAGAUUAGUGGAUGCAAGGUCUGCUUGCUUUGGAUUGUGUGUGGGCUCCAAUGUAAGACUUAUUUGUGUGAAGGGGCUUUCAGAAAUUUUCUCGGGUCACUGCUUUCUUUUCUAGGUCCACAAACUUAGCUUUGUUUUCCUAAGGUAAGUUUGGCCUUUGAGAUCUCUGAGUAAUCCCCCUUUGUUUGGUCAAAAAACUGAGCCAUGUAGAGGCAAGCAGGGUUUGCAGUAAGCCAUUCAUCUCACCCCUGCAUUUUGAGUGGUUUAUACUUAACAUAUUAUGACAUUUAUAAAGCAUGGUACCAUCUGUGGACUGGUAUUUGCUAGUUAUCUGUAGGUCAAAGGAAGCUAGCAAUGUCACACUUACUUUUUAUGGGGAAAAUUUGUGGUUGGUCUGUGAUAAAUAAAGGAUGGCUUUUUUUUUUCUGCUUAAUUUGUUAAAUGGUACAUCAUACCUUUAAUACUAAAAAAUAUAUUUCAUGAAUAAUUUGUGAAAACUGACUAUUGCAAGAUGGGUUUGUGUUUCAAGUUGUGAAAACUAGAGCAAGCUUGAAUGUUUAUUGUAUUUUUUAUGAGUUUGCUGCUAGUACUACUGUUAGGUGCGAAAUGCAAGUGUGUUUUACAUUUCUUAUGCAAUUUUAAUAUUUUCUUAUUUUCUUUCAUUUAUCAUUCAUGAAUAUCUUCGAAAUAGUCAUUAAAUCAUCACAACUGCUUUGUCAUAAGUAAUUUCUCUCACUUGGCAAAGAGAGUUAUAUCAUCUUUAACUUUUCCUUCUAUCAUAUUAUCAGGUUUUAUUCAGUUAAGUUCUUAAAUUUGUGUGGCAUCAUUAAAAAAUUAUUCACAAAAGAGCUAUUGGCAUUGGUCAAGAGGGCAUCAGUGUUAGGUAUGUGUACGUGAGGAAGUCUUUGGAGGAUAAGGAGCAAAUGGUACAAGUUGGAAAGGCACAUUUGUAGAAAAAUUACAAUCAAGAGAUGGUUAUGAAAGUAUAUUAUAUACGCCAGUCUUUUAUAUAAAGGCGAGCCGGUUCAUCAUCAUCAUCCUCUUCCGAUGUUCAUUAGUAGUAAUUUUGCAGUGCAUGAAAUUAAAUCAUCUCAGGUUGGCUGUGUAAUCAAAAUAAUGAACUUGCUUGAAUUGACUUUUUAUUGACGAGUAAUUUAUUAGGAAGAAGUGAAAUUAUCAAGCCAAUGACUCUUAAUAAAUAUAAUAAUAACUUGCUUGAACUGACUUUUUAUUGAGUAAUUUAUUAGGAAGAAAUGAGAUUGUCAAUGAUUUUUUUUUUUUAAGCUGCUUAAGUACUGUAGUUGCCAUUUACACUAUGAAUUUUCUUAAUUUCAAGAAGUAUAAUAAAUGAGGUUGAAUUGCAAUUGGUAAGGAGAACCAACAUCAUUUUAUAGUUUCGGUGGACUAAUUGUGUUUCUUCCUCGGUAAAAUAAGCAAGUUGGACACCUGUUCAAUGAUCUUUUAUUUCAAAUUGUGUGAUGAAAAGUGGUUAGGAAAAUAGUAUGCUAACAAAAUCAGUUUCUGGAUGAUGCAAUAACUUGAAAUCAAGGAUAUAUUUUCGGGUUGAAGAUUUUUUGAGCAUUAAAAAAGUCUUUGUUAGUUUUAUGAUUCUUGAUUCUGACAUUAACAAAAGUGUGGUGGGGAAAAAAAAUAAACUGGCUCUGCAAGUCUGAAUGUACACAGCCUGAAAUUAUCGUCCAUCUGCUCGAACAUUAUAAGUAUCUUGGCUAGUUCUCACCAAGUUUCUAUUGAUGACUGCAAAAUUUUUCAGGUUAUUUGUUGUUCCUUCCUUUCCCAACUACAGAAACCAGAGAUCAGUAUAUAAUGGGGAUAAAAGAAAAACAUAAACAGCCCACAUAAGAAACAUUGUGUUACUUAGAAGAUUUUAAAGUUAAGAUCAGCCUGUGUUUGAAUGGUGAAGUCACACUUGCACAAGAGAUGAAUUGAUUUGUUCUGCCAAGAGAAGUUGUCAAAAUAUGUUGUUGGUGCAAUAUCUUUUGGGCUGAAGUCUUUUUCUUGUUGAAGAGAGCCUAAAGUUGUCUGAGGAUUGUGAAAUUUGCCCUAUUCUUCAAGAUACACAGCUUCAAGAACUGUUUAAAGAUUCCUCACACUGGUAUCUCAAGAUUAGGAUGUUGUAGCCCACAUGUUUUUAUUGGAAGUGGGAUAUUUUUUUUUUUAUUAUUCAGUAUGGAUAAGUGUUAGGUCAUAAUAACAAUAAAAAUGAUUCCUAAUUAAGACAUUUUAA